ACCGCCGCAGGCAGAGCCGCGCCGCGCCGCCUCGUGACGUAGACUUGGAAGCCCAGCGAGCAGCCGCGCCCCGUCCAGUCCGCCAGUGUCGGCUCGUCAUGGCCCCGUGCCCCGCCGACGCGCGUUCCCACUAGCCAGAACAGCAAGUGUGUGACAGUUCCGCCGCCAGUGAAGUGUCCGGCGCUCCCAUCGCCCCAGCAGACACGGGCUCGCGUCCGCCGUUCUUCUCCCCCGACAUCGCCAGCGACAGUCGCAGAGCGUCAAGAUGAUGGCCGGAGGCAUCGCCGUCGGCGACGGCUCGUGGAACCUGCGCGUCUGCGUCACCGACCUGAGCGUGGAGCGCACGCUGCGCGUCAAGGGCGACCUGCACGUCGGCGGCGUCAUGCUGCGCCUCGUCGAGGACCUAGGCAUCGCCAACGACUGGUCGGACCACGCGCUGUGGUGGCCGGCCCGCAACGUGUGGCUGUCGCGCACGCGCUCCACGCUCGACCAGUACGGCGUGCAGGCGGACGCGCUGCUCGACUUCACGCCGAUGCACAAGACGCUGCGCGUCCAGCUGCCCGACCUGCGCUACCUCGACUGCCGCGUCGACUUCUCCAUCAAGACCUUCAACGCCGUCGUCAACCUCUGCAAGGAGCUCGGCAUCCGGCACCCGGAGGAGCUGUCGUUCUGCAAGCCGCUGGAAGCGAACCACCUCAAGUACAACCUGAAGGACAUGCCGUGCGCCAAGAAGCGGUCGCAGGGCGACACGCGGGCCUCGAACGGAGUGCCGGCCGACACGAACACGUUCGUGGCGGCGCAGGGCGGGGGGCCCAGCCCGUCGGGCUCGACGGGCAGCCUGGAGCGCGGCGGGGGCGGCGGCCAGCCCUUCCUGUGCGCGCCCGUCACGCCGCACCGCGCCGCCCACAACGUGCACACCUCGCCCAUCGGCUCGCCCGUCACACCGACGGGAACAUGGAAGCGCAACAAUCCUUCGCCGGGCUUCACGGACCUGAAUGGGACGUACUCCCCAAAUGCAAACACGAGCGUGUCACUGGAGAUGCUCAACGGUAGCCUCGACUCUUCGCUGGCUCACAGUCCGGCACACCCCAGCCCUGAGGUGCGCGCCAGGCAGCUGCGACCCCGCAGUCUGGUGGAGCGUGCACGCAUGAAUGUCGCGUGGCUAGACUCGUCUCUAUCAAUUAUGGAACAGGGUGUCCGUGAAUUUGACACGCUUUGCUUGAGAUUCAAAUUCUAUUCAUUUUAUGACCUUAAUGUGAAAUAUGAUGCAGUCAGAAUCAAUCAAAUAUAUGAGCAAGCCAAGUGGCAGCUGCUAAAUGAAGAAAUUGACUGUACUGAAGAAGAAAUGCUGAUGUUUGCAGCCCUACAGGUGCAAGUGACACUUCAGUCCAGUGUGCCACAGCCAGCAAUGGAUAACAGCAACAAUGUAAUAGAGGAUGAUAUUGAUGCAGCCCUCACAGAUCUCCAAGUGACACUUGAGGGCACAUAUAUCAACAACACUCAUGAUGACAUCACUCAAGUGCCAGAGCUAAAUGACUAUCUUCGGUUUCUAAAACCAAAACGUUUUACACUAAAGGCAUUUAAGAAGUAUUGGUUUACAUGUCGAGAUCUACAUCUAGCAUACUACAAAAGUCAUGAAGAUGCACACACAGGACAGCCAAUACAAAAAAUUAAUCUAAGGGGCUGCGAAGUAACUCCUGAAGUUAAUAUUGCCCAAGGAAAAUAUGGAAUAAAACUGGAAGUACCAAGUGCAGAAGGAAUGACAGAAAUGUGGAUUAGAUGUGAUUCUGAAGACCAGUAUGCAAGAUGGAUGGCAGCAUGUAGACUAGCUUCCAAAGGGCGUUCACUUGCUGACAGUUCAUAUGAGGCAGAAGUUAAAUCCAUAGAGGCUUUCCUACAGAUGCAGCAUCCUGCACCUGCACCUGCAAUAAACCCAUCUUCACUGGAUAUUGUACCAGAAGACUAUGUCGCACCACGAUUUUCUCGCAAGCUUAAAGGAAAGCUUGUUCAAAGAAUUUUGGAGGCUCAUGCCAAUGUGAAAGAUCUGCCACUCAUUGAAGCAAAAAUGAAUUACAUCAAAGCUUGGCAGUCACUUCCUGAAUAUGGAAUCUCACUGUUUAUUGUGAAAUUUAUGGGCCACAAGAAAGAGGAAUUGCUUGGAGUUGCUUACAACAGGUUAAUGAGAAUGGAGAUCAACACUGGAGAUCACAUCAAAACUUGGAGAUACAAUACAAUGAAGGCAUGGAAUGUUAACUGGGAAGUUAAACACAUGAUGGUCCAGUUUGAAGAGGAAAACAUUAUUUUCAGUUGUCUCUCAGCUGACUGCAAAGUUAUCCAUGAAUUCAUUGGAGGAUAUAUAUUUUUGUCUAUGAGAUCCAAGGAAGCAAAUCAGACACUCAAUGAAGAAAUGUUCCACAAAUUGACUGGUGGGUGGGUCUGAGUCACCAACUAGAACAUUUUUUUACGUAAAUGCAAGACACAAGUAAACAUGCAACAAGGUGCCUUCUACAACUGUGAACAUAUAUAUGAUCAAAGUUGAAAUAAGACAUUUAAUAUGAGCUUUGGCAACAUUAUUUUUAAAAGAGAAGUAUUUUUAAUGUUUGAAAAUUUUGAAGUUUAAAUAAAGUUUACUGUAACAAAGAGCAAUAAUAUAUUUCAAAUUGUUGGAUGUUCAUCAGGCUGGUUUUUUUAAAUGAGACUUGCCAUUAUUAUAUUGUAAUGUUGGCUUCAUGUUUUUUCUUGUUGUUGCAUUAGGUUUGGUUUAAGAAUCUGAUAAAAAAUCAGCUACAAGAGCUUACUAACCAAAUAAGAUUCAGUCUCAAAUUGGUGAUACAGCUAGGAAGUAACUGCAAAUAUGUUUAUUUCUUUAAUGAAAUUUCUUAAGAGAGAGAGAGAGAGAGAGAGAGAGAGAGAGAGAGAGAGAGAGAGAGAGAGAGAGAGCGGUGCUUGUGUUGCAACAACCUCAUAAUAAAAAAUAAAAUGAACAGUUUCCUUAGUAAUGUGUUAUAUCCAGUGAUAGGUGAAAUUGACUCCAUAGGACAGUUGUUUUCAGUGUUUGUCACAUUCAGUGAUCAGCCAGUGACUAUUGUUCUCCUAUAUUCACGAGCUGUGUGUAGCAAUAUUUAUGGUAGUUACCAUUAUGAUUCUGUAACUCAGAAGAUUUCCUGAUAAAAAGUCUACAAAUGAGGUUUGAUGUAAGAUUUACCUAGAAUCGAAAAUGUAUUUUUUUUUUUUCUGUUCACCAGAGAAUUUAUGGUCCUGUGAAAGAUUAUGGACAAAACAUUUUCAUUAAUUUCAUCAGUUCAUUUUGUAAUGUAUUAUGCAAAUGAAUUGUAAAAGAAAAGGAUGGGAUGAGUCAAAGAUGUUGUAUUUGGAGAUUCAUAAGAUAUUUUAGGUUCUGUGGCUUGGAUUUUGCUUUUUAAUUACUGUUUAUCUUAGUUUCACGCCUUUAACAAAAGAACACACCAAGCACCCUGAUUCUGAAGACCAGUAUAAGACAUGUCAAAUGUUGUCAUACAACACUUUGUUCGAAGUACACUUCAUUUAAACUGACAAUGGUCACUAACGACAUUUCAGUGGGAUUACUGCAAUUAGGCAUCAAUAAUGAAAUAGAACCUAGUAAAGCAAACACAGAACCUGAAAUGCAAUGUGUAUGAGUAAACAAAUUAUCUAAGUGUAAUCACCUUUUCAUUACACAGAAAAUUUUCUCUGUCAGUAAUGUCAUUCCCAUCCAAUAUGCACAGGUAAUGCACAAGAAUAUUUCUAAAUUUGGUGACAGUUGUUUACAGUCAUUACUUGGAAAAUACAUUAUUUCAUUCAAAGUUCUUAAUUUUCUAAUAAUAAAUGCAAUAAUAAUAAAAUAACUUAAUGUAUAAGAGUUUGAUAAUGUUAUGAGCAAAACCUGUAAAUGAUAACAUCAAUUCCCGGAAAUGAUUAUAGCGAAUUAUAAUGAAAGAGAUAUUCUGAUUAAUUGUAUUAGUGAACAGUGUUUAUAUGUAAAUAUAUUUAACAUAUUGUAACAUAAAUUUGAAGUAAAUUGUUAUUUAUAUUUGUUAGAUUUUGGUGUAUACCUGUUAAAAUAUGGCAUUUUAUAUUCCUGUUAAUGUAACUGUUACAAUUGUAAGUACUUGGAACAUAAAUAAAAAAAUGUACACAUGAAAGAGCAUCAUGUAUGGUAACAGUGAGAAUGGAAGCAACAGAAAUAAUUACUUAGCAUUUGUGUGAAAAUGUAAACAGUAGUAAGAUUCCUCUAUAUACUGAGCUGACAUCCACUUCUCGAAGACCAUUUAAGUGUACUUAUACAGAGACCAAAGAAGCAAAAUGUAAAUGGAACAGUAUUUUGUGAUGUUACAGCACUUUUGAAUAAAGCGUAAUAACAACAGUUUA
Schistocerca piceifrons (Central American locust) is the source of this 4386-nucleotide messenger RNA. RefSeq names its product unc-112-related protein-like. Gene Ontology annotation, cellular component: cell-substrate junction. Gene Ontology annotation, biological process: integrin-mediated signaling pathway; cell-matrix adhesion. The record is from RefSeq and is a predicted model, not a curated record. Lineage: Eukaryota; Metazoa; Arthropoda; Insecta; Orthoptera; Acrididae. The coding region runs from base 266 to 2440 and encodes 724 amino acids. The transcript is spliced from 10 exons. Gene Ontology annotation, molecular function: integrin binding.